AUGCCGUUGAAGAGAGAAGACAGCGGAAGCGCGACAGAGAACACAGCGGAACACGCCACAGAGAACACAACAGAUCACGCGACAGAAAACACAUCGGAACACGCGACAGAAAACAAAACGGAACACGCGACAAAUAACACAACGAAACAAGCGACAGAGAACAGCGGAACACGCGACAGAAAACACAGCGGAACAUGCGACAGAAAACAAAGUGUAACAGGCGACAGAGAACACAGCGGAACACGCGACAGAAAACAGCGGAACACGCGACAGAAAACACAGCGGAACAUGCGACAGAAAACAAAGUGUAACAGGCGACAGAGAACACAGCGGAACACGCGACAGAAAACACAGCGGAACACGCGACAGAUAACAAAGUGUAACAAGCGACAGAGAACACAGCGGAACACGCGACAGAAAACACAGCGGAACACGCGACAGAUAACAAAGUGUGACAAGCGACAGAGAACACAGCGGAACACGCGACAGAAAACACAGCGGAACACGCGACAGAAAACACAACGGAAUAUGCGACAGAAUUCAUAA
Messenger RNA from Mya arenaria, 546 nucleotides. Its product is annotated as pre-mRNA-splicing factor 38B-like. Lineage: Eukaryota; Metazoa; Mollusca; Bivalvia; Myida; Myidae. The coding region runs from base 1 to 546 and encodes 181 amino acids. The record is from RefSeq and is a predicted model, not a curated record. The transcript has 2 exons.